Messenger RNA from Haliotis rufescens (red abalone), 2468 nucleotides. Its product is annotated as multicystatin-like. The coding region runs from base 126 to 1667 and encodes 513 amino acids. Gene Ontology annotation, molecular function: cysteine-type endopeptidase inhibitor activity. The transcript has 12 exons. The record is from RefSeq and is a predicted model, not a curated record. NCBI's taxonomy places the organism in Eukaryota, Metazoa, Mollusca, Gastropoda, Lepetellida, Haliotidae.
AGACGACAAUCACCACGCACACACAACCAACCUUGGGACACAACAGCUGAACGUGGGACGGUUUUCACAUAUAUAUAGGAGUCAAUAUCCGUAGGGCUUACAGUUCCACUUUACUUACACAAAGAAUGAACAUACUAGCUCUGGUCCUUGUGGUGUUACCACUAGCCACGUCUCAACUCAUAGGCGGCCCCGUGGCUGUCGACGUGAACAGGGACGACAUUCAGCAGAUGGCAAGCUUCGCCCUAACCCAGCUGAACACGCUCCUCGGGUCACAGAACACUCUGGUGUCUGUAGUGGAUGCUAAAACUCAAGUUGUCUCUGGCGUCAACUACUUACUGACCAUCGAGAUACAGAACGGACAGCAGACCCAGAUCUGCACUGUUACCAUCUGGUCACGUGCAUGGCUGAACGACAAGCGUGUUACCCAUCAUGCAUGUACUACACGCAGCAAGCGGGCCGUGCUUGUUGGUGCUCCAACCUCCGUCGAUGUCAACCGUACAGAUAUCCAGAGGAUGGCGACCUUUGCUGUGACUACACUGAACGGCCUACAGGGGGCCCAAAACAGUCUGGAUCAAGUCAUCUCUGCCAAGACCCAGGUGGUUGCUGGCACCAACUACAUUCUGAAGAUCCGCCUGAUUGAUGGAACCCAGACCCAGAUCUGUGACUUGACCAUCUGGGACCAGCCCUGGACCCACAUGACCAAGCUGACCCACCAUAGCUGCACCACCGCCACCAAGCGGAACGGGAUGCCCGGGGGUCUGACCAACGUGGACGUCAACAGCCUUGAAGUACUGAACAUAUCCAACUUUGCCCUCGGCAAGAUCAACGGACUGCAGGGUGCCCAGAACAGCAUGGAGCAAAUUAUCUCAGCCAAAACUCAAGUUGUUGCUGGAGUGAACUACGUCCUGGCCAUACGUAUUAAGGAAGGGGACAAGACCCAGAUCUGUAACGUGAAGGUCUGGUCUCAGCCCUGGCUCAACAAAUUGGAGAUGACACAGCACAGCUGUACCCAGGUGACAAAGCGUGCACUGGGUCUUCUCGGGGGCGUCACUGCUGUGGACGUCAACAGUGCAGAGAUUAAGGAAGUGGCCAACUUCGCUGUCACGGAGAUCAACGGACUUCAAGGAGAACAGAACUCUCUAGUCAAAGUCGUUAACGCCAGAAAACAAAUCGUCUCCGGUAUUAACUACAUCCUUACCCUGAGUCUUCAGAAUGGAGAUAAGACCCAGAUGUGUGAAGUGAGGAUAUGGUACCAAUCCUGGACCAACACAAAGAAGGUGACAGAGCACAAAUGCUCCGCUGUCAGCAAGAGAGGUCUUUUUGUGGGAGGUGUGGAGCCCGCCAAUCUCACGGCUCCAGUGCAGCAAGCUGUGUCGUUUGUAGAAGACGCUUUGAAUGGAAAGAUGAACAACAUGUUCCGGAUGGUGACUGAGAAAGUGGACCACGUCACACAACAGGUUGUGGCUGGCAUGAAGUACUCGUUUGACCUUCACCUUGUGACAUCCUCUUGCAUGAACAACGACGACAGCACCGGCAAAGGAAUCACCGACUGUCCCGCCAGCAACAGCAUGCCCCAGCGUAUGGCGUGCACGGUGUCGGUGUGGUACCAGGCGUGGAAUGAUCCUAAAUAUCAGCUGGUAUCCGACUCAUGUGGACAACUGGCCUAGAUGGGUUCAAACCUAUCCACGGACUGUGCUCUCUUCUUCAAGUGAUUUGCUGUUUUCUUGUCAAUAUAUAGUGUUGUUAUAUUUUAUAGUUGAUGUUUUUGUUUACAAAUAAACAUUUUGCACUAAAUACUAUUUGAUUGUACUAGCUGUGUUAACGUUAACUGGUAUUUAUUAUGUUAAGAAUAUGCAUUCAGGAUAUCCCUUGCAACAGAAGCAGGGUUAAUUACUUUAUAGUUGUUUUCAAACGGAGAUACGUCAGAUAGUACAUGUUAUACAGUUAUGCAUCUGAAAGAUCAUCACCAAAGGUUUCAUAAACGAUUCAAAUCUCCAUUAAUAUGAUAUCCAUGUAUUCUUCACAUGUCAUAUUCAUAGAAAAUUAAGAAGAGGGUAUAUUAUGUACAUUGUUAAAACAAAUCUGUAUUCAUUUUCCUAUAAUAAUAAUCUCAACGAAUAGUGAGUGAGUGAGUAUUGUUUUACGCCGCUUUUUGCAAUAUUCCAGCAAUAUCACGGCGGGGGACACCAGAAAUGGGCUUCACACAUUGUACCCAUGUCGGGAAUCGAACCCGGGUCUUCGGCGUGACGAGCGAUCGCUUUAACCACUAGGCUACCCGACCGCCCCUCUCAACGAAUAGAGACUUAGUGUUUAUUUAUCAUGUAAACAAAAACAGAAGCAAAUCAUUGGCAACACAUGACACAAGCUGAUAUUAUGUUUCAAUAGUGUAAUUUAUACAAUGACAAUAACUAUACUGUGUGUAUUUUAGGCAAUCGACCUUUUACUGAAUAAAAAUCUGCCAGUCUGUA